Osmerus eperlanus (European smelt) is the source of this 2239-nucleotide messenger RNA. Its product is annotated as tektin-2-like. Lineage: Eukaryota; Metazoa; Chordata; Actinopteri; Osmeriformes; Osmeridae. Gene Ontology annotation, biological process: cilium assembly; cilium movement involved in cell motility. Gene Ontology annotation, cellular component: microtubule cytoskeleton; nucleus. The transcript is spliced from 10 exons. The record is from RefSeq and is a predicted model, not a curated record. The coding region runs from base 473 to 1753 and encodes 426 amino acids.
UUACGCCUCAUUGAAUUCGUAUUGAUCAAAAACUGUCAAUGUCAUUAAAAUAAUAUAACAAAGCUGCAAAAUAAUGACAAGAGAAUAGUAAGAUCAUGUUUAAAAAGGUUCCUGAGAGUUUAAAUAUUUAGCUAUUCUAUAUUUUAGUUGACAAAAUUAUUUGUAGUGGAGAUUGUUUCUCAUUGUUCGCUCGUUUAGUCACAGUUGAAGUAGGCCUUUGUCAGUCUUUGGGUUGGUCAUUUUAUUAAACUAUUUUAUUUAUGUUCAUUUUUGUCAAAUUCAAAGGACUAAAAUACGUAUUCUAACAGUCUAGGCUACUCGUUGAACGUUGCUAUGGUAUUUUAAUUAUUUAGUUGUUGCUCUUGGCCUGUUGCGUCGUGCGUUACUUAGAUACCGUCUGCAUAGUUGGCGAGCUUCGAACAGAACCGUCUGUGAAGAGAAUAUCUGAACUCUAGAAUUUGGAUCAUAGAGUAUGGCCACAUUCAGCACCAAGCCUGGGCUCAGGUACAGCGUGCCUGACUGGGACGCUGGCAACAGGCAGCUGUCUGACACAGCGGAGCGACGGAGGCAGAGCUCACAGGAGACAUGCCAGGAGGCACGGAUGUUACGCAACGAGACCACCAGUAAGACUAUCUGGAAUGAGAGUGACAGCUCUCGCAGGCUGACUGAGAGGGUGUGGGGCAUCACCCGCUGGAGGGAGACACUGGAGGCCUCGGCCCAGGAACUGGACAGAGAGAUGGAUGCCCUCACGCUGUCGAAGGAGGAGAUGGAGAGGGCGCUGGCUGCCACCCUUGUGCCCCUCGAGGUCACCGUGGAGUGCAUGGUCCUGAGGGAGGGUCGCCGGGGCAACGAGCUCCUUAGCGACCCCGUGGAGGCUCAGCUGAAGAAGGAGGUGGAUGUGAUUGAGAGGGCGCAGCACGCGCUGCAGCAGGGAGUCGACACCAGCUUCACUCAGCUGUGUCUCCUUCAAGAGGCUCGACACCAGGUGACCCAUGACCUCCAGAACAAGAUGGACGCCCAGGGCAUCGACACAACCUGCCUGAAGCUCACCGUGAACUCUCCUGGAAUCUCCCUGAAGCCGAACCCCACCCGCAUACCCAUCAGUUCCUCUACUCCCCAGCAGUGGGAGCAGUUCAGCCAGCACAACGUGAGCAAAGCCCAGCAGGAGAUGCAGGCGUCGCUACAGCUGAGAGAGGAGAUGCGACUCAGCAGACUCCAGAUACAAAAUGAGCUGCAAUCCCAGCGCAUCGCUACAGAGUUCUCCAUCCGCAAACGCACACACCAGCUGCAGCAGGCCCACGAUGAGCGGAAAUGGCAGUUACAAAGCACCCAGGAAGAGAUCAGUCAGCUGGAGAGAGACAUCCUUGGGUUGGAGGGCGACCUGCAAGCCAAGACGGCACCGUUAAAGUUGGCCCACACCCGACUGGAACACAGAACUGAGAGACCGGGCAUGGACCUGUGCAGGGAUGAGGUUCAGUAUGGACUGGUGGAAGAGGUGAAACAGCUGGAAGGGACCAUCCAGGCUUUAAAACAGAAGCUUGCUGAAGCACAACACUCCCUCCAGAACCUGCAGCUCCACGAGGCUCGUAUGCAGAAGGAUCUGUCUCGGAAGCAGGAGGCCAUCUCCCUGGAGCGGAGCAGUCUGGAGACACGUGGACGUCUCAGUUCCAUCCUCACCUCCGGCCCCAUGGCUGUGGUCCCCCUCACCAACUCCAGUGGGAGACACAACCUGAUGGACAGUCUCACAUCUUAGCCUGCCUCUCCUUCAGCAUUACUUCACUGUAAUCUUUGACUUUUUGCGUUUGAUUUGUGAUUAACUUUUACUUACUAGCAGGCUACCCUUCUACUAUUAUCAUCUGGUGGUGUUUCUCCUUUGUGUUGAGGGUUUAGGAAACUGCUCUGGUGAUAGUGUUGGUCAGUUUGUUUUUAGCACGUCUUUCAGUAUUAUGUAGCUACACAACGUAAAACACUAAUCACUGAAGAUGAGAGCAUGUGAUAAACAGUACUAUUACUAUAAAACUGACACACUGAUAAAAACACAGACAUAUGGUUCCUCCAAGUGAUCCUGUUUGGAAACAUUCAAUUGACGCAGUUUUUCUUUUAUUGACCAUCAGCAUUACUGACCCUGUUUAUCCUCCCCUGUUCCUGCUGGUGCUGUUUGAUCAGGCCCGGGGAUGGUGACGAGGAUGUGAACUUUGUCUUGUAUCAGGGAUAUAAAUAAAAAUAUUGUUCUCACAAU